AUGAGAAUACUUGACCCAAUAUUUGGAAAAAUUAGCUAUAUAUAAACCAUUGACUAUAAAAGAAUGAGAUUUUCUUUCUAUAACGAAUUGCCAAAUCUUAAAAAUGAUUUAGUUUUGAAGGCAAGCAAAUAACCUUACUUAUUCAUUAAACUUAAUCAAAAUGAUGAAUUGACCAUGAAUUGUAGGGCUCCAAUUUAUGGAUUUUACUCAAAUAUGCAAUAAAUCAAGUCAGAGUUUAAAGUUUUUUAUUGA
Molecule: messenger RNA, 252 nt
Organism: Stylonychia lemnae
Lineage: Eukaryota; Ciliophora; Spirotrichea; Sporadotrichida; Oxytrichidae
Source: the annotation of a GenBank genome assembly